CGAACAAUGUUGUCUAAAGGUGAACAUCAAUCGGUCACACUGUCUGUAUUGCUGAAGCGGGAACUAGCCCAAAAGAAGAUUGAAAGACCCGAUAUUUCUCAUGGUCAAGCUAAUCAGAUCAAGAAAGGAGAAGACUUCACCUUCCUCAAGCCCAAAUGCCAACGGGUUUUGGGAGAUGAAGUCACUCCCUUUUCGGUUUUUGGGUUAUUUGAUGGAAUCAAUGGGUCGGCAGCCGCUAUCUAUACUAAAGAGAAUCUAUUGCAGAAUGUAUUGAGUGCUAUUCCCGCAGACGUUAAUAGAUAUGAGUGGGUUGCAGCAUUACCUAGGGCUUUGGUUGCAGGAUUCGUCAAGACAGACAAAGAAUUCCAAGAAAAAGCACAAAAAUCAGGGACAACGGUCACAUUUGUUAUAAUUGAAGGAUGGGUUGUAACAGUUGCAUCAGUUGGUGAUUCUCUGUGUGUAUUGGAAUCUGCAGAAGGGGGAAUUUAUCAUCUAUCAGCUGAUCAUAGACUAGAGUGCAAUGAAGAAGAGAGGGAACGCAUAACAACAAGUGGUGGAGAGGUUGGUCGGCUUAAUACUGGUGGUGGUACACAGAUUGGUCCAUUGAGAUGUUGGCCUGGUGGAUUAUGCCUCUCACGAUCCAUUGGUGAUAUGGAUGUUGGCGAGUUCAUUGUUCCUGUACCCUAUGUAAAACAAGUGAAGCUAUCUUCAGCAGGUGGAAGACUAGUAAUUGCGAGUGAUGGUGUCUGGGAUGCUUUGUCUGCAGAAAUAUCGGUCGAAUGUUGUCGUGGAAUGUCUCCGGAUGCUGCAGCUUGUCAAAUUGUUAAGGAAGCGGUGCAGCCAAAAGGAAUUCGAGAUGACACAACUUGUAUUGUGGUUGACAUACAGCCAUUAGAAAAGCCAAAUCCUCCCCAGCCACCACCCAAAAAGUCAGGGAAAAAAGUGUUUAAGUCUAUAUUUCGCAAGAAAACUUCUGAGUCGUGUUCUAAUACUGAGAGAGAUUAUGAUGAACCAGAUGUGGUUGAAGAACUAUUUGAGGAAGGAUCUGCGUCACUUUCUGACAGAUUAGAUGCUAAAUAUCCAAUUUGCAACAUGUUUAAGUUAUACAUCUGUGCCAUUUGUCAAGUAGAAAUAAAGCCUGCAGAAGGUAUUUCAAUACAUGUUGGGUCCUCCAAUACAAGAAACUUUCGUCCGUGGGAUGGCCCUUUCAUUUGCUCAAGCUGUCAAGAGAAGAAAGAAGCCAUGGAAGGAAAAAGACCUUCCAGAAAUGGAAGAUAUAGCAGUGACAACGACUAG
Solanum stenotomum is the source of this 1296-nucleotide messenger RNA. Its product is annotated as probable protein phosphatase 2C 12. Gene Ontology annotation, biological process: protein dephosphorylation. The record is from RefSeq and is a predicted model, not a curated record. Gene Ontology annotation, molecular function: protein serine/threonine phosphatase activity. Lineage: Eukaryota; Viridiplantae; Streptophyta; Magnoliopsida; Solanales; Solanaceae. Bases 7 to 1296 code for a protein of 429 amino acids. The transcript has 9 exons.